Messenger RNA from Neomonachus schauinslandi (Hawaiian monk seal), 4049 nucleotides. RefSeq names its product epidermal growth factor receptor pathway substrate 15 (gene EPS15). NCBI's taxonomy places the organism in Eukaryota, Metazoa, Chordata, Mammalia, Carnivora, Phocidae. The coding region runs from base 1 to 1758 and encodes 585 amino acids. The transcript has 13 exons. The record is from RefSeq and is a predicted model, not a curated record.
AUGUAUUUAAAAAGCGAUUCAGGGUUAGGAGGAUGGAUAACCAUACCAGCUGUAGCUGAUGUUCUCAAAUAUUCUUGCAUUGUUUGCUGGUCUUCUAGGGAAAAGAAUAAUGUGGAACAGGACCUUAAGGAGAAAGAAGAUACUAUUAAACAGAGGACAAGCGAGGUUCAGGAUCUGCAAGAUGAAGUUCAAAGGGAGAAUACUAAUCUGCAAAAACUCCACACCCAGAAACAGCAAGUACAGGAACUCCUUGAUGGACUAGAUGAGCAGAAAUCCCAGCUGGAGGAGCAACUGAAGGAAGUUAGAAAGAAAUGCGCUGAGGAGGCCCAGCUGAUCUCAUCCCUGAAAGCUGAAUUAACUAGUCAAGAAUCGCAAAUCUCUACUUAUGAGGAAGAGCUGGCCAAAGCUAGGGAAGAGCUGAGUCGCCUACAGCAAGAAACGGCAGAAUUGGAGGAGAGUGUGGAGUCAGGGAAGGCUCACCUGGGACCUCUUCAGCAGCACCUGCAAGACUCACAACAGGAAAUCAGUUCAAUGCAAAUGAAACUGAUGGAAAUGAAAGAGCUGGAGAACCGUAAUAAUCAGUUAAAUUGGUGCAGUAGCCCACACAGCAUUCUUGUAAAUGGUGCUACAGAUUAUUGCAGCCUCAGCACCAGCAGCAGUGAAACAGCUAACCUUAAUGAGCAUGCUGAAGGCCAAGGCAACCUGGAGUCAGAGCCCAUACACCAGGAGUCUCCAGCAAGAAGUAGUCCUGAAAUACUGCCUUCUGGUGUGACUGAUGAUAAUGAAGUGGCGACAACAGCUGUUAAUGAGAAAGUUUGCCCUGAAUUUAAUAGUGACAGACAUUCAAAAGAGGGAGAUCCAUUUAAUGUAGAAUCAAGUUCACUGACAGAUCCAGUUGCAGAUACAAACUUGGAUUUUUUCCAGUCUGAUCCUUUUGUUGGCAGUGAUCCUUUCAAGGAUGAUCCUUUUGGAAAAAUUGAUCCAUUUGGAGGUGAUCCUUUCAAAGGUUCAGAUCCAUUUGCAUCUGACUGUUUCUUCAAGCAGUCUUCUGCUGACCCUUUUGCCACCUCAAGUACUGACCCUUUCAGUGCAGCCAGCAAUAGCAGUAAUACAUCGGUAGAAACAUUGAAGCACAAUGAUCCUUUUGCUCCUGGUGGAAUAGUUGUUGCAGCAAGUGAUUCAGCCACAGAUCCCUUUGCUUCUGUUUUUGGAAGUGAAUCAUUUGAAGAUGGAUUUGCUGACUUCAGCACAUUGUCAAAGGUCAACAACGAAGAUCCUUUUAGUUCAGCCACAUCGAGCUCUGUCAACAAUGUGGUAAUUAAAAACAAUGUGCUUGAGGAAACAUCAGUCAAAAGUGAAGAUGUACCCCCAGCACUGCCACCAAAGAUUGGAACUCCAACAAGACCCUGCCCACCACCACCUGGGAAAAGACCCAUCAACAAAUUGGAUUCUUCUGAUCCUUUUAGACUGAAUGAUCCAUUUCAGCCUUUCCCAGACAAUGAUAGCCCCAAAGAAAAAGAUCCUGAUAUGUUUUGCGAUUCAUUCACUUCUACUACUACUACCACUACCAAUAAAGAGGCUGACCCAAGCAAUUUUGCUAACUUCAGUGCUUAUCCCUCUGAAGAAGAUAUGAUUGAAUGGGCCAAGAGGGAAAGUGAGAGAGAGGAAGACCAGAGGCUUGCCCGACUAAAUCAGCAAGAGCAGGAAGACUUAGAACUGGCUAUUGCACUCAGCAAAUCUGAGAUAUCAGAAGCAUGAAGAAUUCUCCUGUUCUUUGUCAACCAUACAAUAUUCUUCUUCCUGAAUACUGAAGCUCUUUACAGUGUGUAUCAAAACUACCUAUGAGCAUGGGAAUACAAAAGGUUUGAGAUUCCUAUAAAUGUGACAAAAGUUUGUUUUUGUUUCUAACUCCAUUUCAGAUUUGUCUUCCUGCCCCCCCCCCCCGCCCCCAUCAAAGCAGUAACCCAGUCAGACAACAUCACCUAUGCUCCUGUUCUGAUGUGUAUUUACUGUGAGCUUCUGCCUGCCUGUGCUCCUUUUACUUGUAAAGCUAGAGUACCCAAGCUUCUGCCUUCUGGAAUAUAGAGAAAUAGUUUCAUCCCUGUGCUACCCUUGUUCUGUAGUUACUCUGAUGAUAGCCAGUGGGUUUCUUAAAGUUUGCAGUAUUCUUUGAUUUGAAUGGUUGAGGGAGGGGAAGGGAAAGAACAUCCUAUUUCUUUGAUGAUAGUGCAAAUUGGCUAGUUUAAAGCAUAUGUUUGUAUUUCCUUAUAAUUAAAAUACUGUUCAGUUUGUUUUUAUAGGAAAAAUACUUUGCAUAAAUUGACUCCACUAUUAAAAAAGGGAUGCUUUAAGGUUGAACCAUUAUAGCUUCAGACUCAAUCUUUUCCUAAAUAAAAAUGUUAAAGCCUCAUAUGUGAAAUAUAUUUUUAAAAAAUUUUCUCUGGAUUUAAAGAAUUUUAGAUGAACAGAUACCUCUCCAUAAUUUUAAGUGCUAGACAGUGGAGAAAAUGUAUCACUUAACAUAUACCCAUCAGUGUAAGGUAAGCAAGAAUCUAACAUAGCAGUUGUUCUGCCAUUGCUCUGGCACUGUCCCCUUUAGUUCAUGGUAGGUUUAUUUUUGUACUUUGCAGAAGAAACUUCAGCAUGUGAGAACUGGAAGGUACUUUAAACUUUUUUAUAUAUAUAUUUUGUUUUCUUUAAUGAAGGCUCACUUACUUGAAAUGUAAAAACUUUUGCCGAAUACAAAUGGGAAAAGUGAUGUGUAUUAAAUCAUAUUACUGCUUUUUGUCCAUCUUUGUAUUUUAAUCUCUUCCUGGUUUUUACCUAUAAAAUUGGCGGGCUAGCAAAAAAAUCCUGUUUUUUUUUUAAUUGAGAGAGAAGAGACCUGUCAAAUUGUCAAAGCUCUUCAUGUAUUAAAAGUCUAUCUCCUGUAAAACUGACCUAGCAGGCAAGCUGAAUUUGAAAUAGACUGUGAUGUAGGCUGUAAACUGUGGAAUAACCUUAGUUUUCUUUUAACAUCAGUUACUGACUUAGGUAAUGUAUUAAAUACCAAGAUAAAGAAAAAUGCACCUACAAAAUAAUUAAAAGUCUCUGUGGUCACCAAGUCAAGGUGGUAUUGAUCUGUGUUAAUCAGAGUAACUUAUUGCCUAGUCUAUGAAUAAAUUCCAAAAUAUCCAAUUCAUUUCAUCUUGAAAUGGUGCUUUUUUUUCCUCUCCACACACAGUUGGACUGCUGCAGUUUAAAGCAAACUUACACCACGUUCUUGCACGCUAACUUUUUUCUACUUUUAUAAAUUGAAACAUUUCAGCAUAAAAGUCCUACAUAUGAAGCAAGGGCUGAAUCAUCGUAAGGCUUUAAUUUUGAUAAACUAAUCCAGUGGCCUAUGGAUAUACCGCUAAAAGUUGAUUGAGAAGGUAGUGUUGGGAGCUGUGAUAGGUAGUCGUUUUGGGGUUUUUUUUCCCUUCCCCUUAUACUUCAGGAUAAAGGUAAGUUGACUUGAAUAACCUUCUUUUGCACUGGGAAAAUGAACAGAUGUUUGAAAUGCUUUUAAAAUAUUUUUUUAAAUUAAAAAACCACUCUGGAAAAUAUUAAAUAUCUGUAACUUAUAAACACCAACCUUCAAUGUAAUAAGUGUACCCUAAUCUUCUGUAUGUUUAACUGGAUUACACAGACUCUUAUCUUUUGUUAAAAUAUGUAUACUCAGUGGACCAAUAUAAUAUUAAAGUAUGUAUAUAUUAUAUAAAUAUAUAUAUCGCUCUUUCUCUCCAUGCUCACUUGUGGAGGAUGAAUGUUUUAGAGUCAUUUGUGAUUACAUUUUACAUCGUUGACUCUGGCUGCAGAGCCUGUGCUUUCAAAGGACAGACAAGUAUUCCUGAGAGCUCAGUGGCACUACUUACAAAGUUUUAACCACCUUCUACAUACUUGUUAAAGUUUAGUUGGGCUCUCUUUAUAGAAUUUUCUCUUCUGUUUCAAACUUCUAAAUUGUAGCCUGUAAUUAUGAGAACAAUAAACUUGAAGUAACAAUAAAGCAUACUAUCCAUACAUUCUAU